UUUUCAACAUUCAUUUGCUACAUAACACUUUGUUUUUUCAUAAUGAAUUCUGAAGUAAUGAAUGAGAAAUUCGUAUCAGAAAUAUUUGGUGAUUCUAAAUUUUAUCACCAACCUGUGAAAGAAAUAGAGGAAAAAUGGAAGCUGGUGCCUGCCUUUCUGAAGAUAAAGGGAUUAGUUAAACAGCACAUUGACUCUUUUAAUUACUUUAUAAAUGUUGAUAUCAAGAAAAUUGUAGAAGCAAAUGAUAAAGUUACUUGUGAUGCAGAUCCACUUUUCUAUGUCAGAUAUACAAAUGUUCAUGUGGGAACUCCUGAUGUAGAUGAAGGUUUCAACAUCAGUAAACCUACAACCCCUCAUGAAUGUCGUUUGAGAGACAUGACCUAUUCAGCCCCAAUAUCUGUUGACAUUGAAUACACAAGAGGUACACAAAGAGUGGCCAAAAAAGGACUCCUUAUAGGAAGGAUGCCUAUAAUGCUGAGAUCUUCAAAUUGUGUACUAAGCAAUAAAUCUGAAUUUGAACUUGCUAAAAUGAAUGAAUGUCCAUUAGAUCCUGGGGGAUAUUUUGUUGUGAAGGGGACUGAAAAAGUGAUUUUGAUUCAAGAGCAGUUGAUGAAAAACAGAAUGAUUGUGGAAGAAGGCAAAUAUGGGGUGCAGUGUCAAGUUGUAAGUUCAACACAUGAGAAGAAAUCAAGAACAAGCAUUUUUGUUAAAGGAAACAAGUAUUUUAUGGGACACAAUGUUUUCACAGAUCCAAUUCCAGUUUCUAUAAUUUUCAAAGCCCUCAACAUCAUCAAUGAUCAAGAAAUUUGUGAAUUGAUAGGGAUACCAGAAGUUCAAAAACUCAUCCCUACUCUAGAAGAAUGCCAUAAUGCAAAAAUCUACACCCAAGAUGCUGCAUUAGUUUACUUAGGCAAUAAACUCUUAGCUAAAAGAUAUGCUGUUUCUGCUUCUAAAGUAAAAACACCUUCAGAUGAAGCUAGGGAUCUAUUGAUGACUACAGUUUUGGCACAUGUACCUGCUGAAGGUUACAAUUUCAGAUUAAAAGCAAUUUAUCUAGGCCUCAUGGUGAAAAGGGUGAUUGAAGGACAAACUGAUAAGAAAUUUCUUGAUGACAGAGAUUAUUAUGGUAAUAAGAGGUUGGAAUUGGCUGGAUCUCUCAUCUCUCUUAUGUUUGAAGAUAUCUUCAAAAGGUUCAAUUGGGAUCUGAAAGCCAUUGCAGAAAAAAACAUACCAAAAAUAAGGGCAUCACAGUUUGAUAUUGUGAAAUAUAUGAGAUCUGAUUUGAUUACAAAUUGUCUUGUCUUUGCCAUAUCCACAGGAAACUGGACUAUUAAAAGAUUCAGAAUGGAAAGAUCUGGUGUGACACAAGUUUUGUCAAGACUCAGCUAUAUAUCUGCUCUAGGCAUGAUGACAAGAGUUGAUUCUCAAUUUGAAAAGACUAGGAAAGUCUCAGGACCUAGAUCUUUGCAACCUAGUCAGUGGGGUAUGUUAUGUCCUAGUGAUACUCCAGAAGGAGAGGCUUGUGGUUUGGUGAAGAAUUUGGCUCUUAUGACACACAUAACAACAGAAGUAGAUGAAUAUCCUUUAAUUCGUUUGGCAAAAAACUCAGGGGUACAAGAUAUCAAUAUGGUGGCUAGUUUUGCUAUUCAUUCUCCAUCAGCUUAUUUAAUAUUUCUCAAUGGUAAUAUACUAGGAAUAACGAAUAACUACAAAAAACUCAUCAAGGUGUUCCGACUGACCCGUAGCAAGGGCUACAUAUCUGGCUACGUCUCAAUCUACCCUAACCACUUGCACAAAUGCGUUUACAUUAGCUCUGACAGCGGCAGACUAUGCAGACCUUACAUAAUAGUCCGCAACGGCUACCCUCUCAUCACCGAAAAGCAUAUUUACGAGCUCGAGAAGGGCAUAAGAGUCUUCGAGGACUUUUUGCAAGACGGUCUACUGGAAUUCCUGGACGUGAAUGAGGAAAACGACAGUUAUAUCGCUUGUUAUGAGAGGGACAUCACCAUGCAGACCACGCAUUUGGAAAUAGCGACUUUCACUUUGCUGGGGGUUUGCGCAGGGCUGGUGCCUUAUCCGCAUCAUAAUCAGUCGCCUAGGAAUACCUAUCAAUGUGCUAUGGGUAAACAAGCCAUGGGUACCAUUGGCUACAACCAGAAAAAUAGAAUGGACACUCUGUUAUACAAUAUUGUAUAUCCCCAGGCUCCCAUGGUGAAAACGAAAUCCAUUGAACUCACGCAUUUUGACAAACUGCCAGCAGGUCAAAACGCCACCAUAGCAGUGAUGAGCUACAGCGGCUACGACAUAGAGGACGCGCUGAUCGUCAACAAGGCUUCGAUAGACAGGGGCUUCGGCCGCUGCCUGGUGUACAAGAACAGCAAGUGCCUGAUGAAGCGCUACCCCAACCAGACGUUCGACCGUAUCCAAGGCCCCACGAUAGACCUCACCACCGGCCAGCCGAUCUUCAAGCAUAGCUCGCUGGACGGAGACGGGAUCGUGUCACCGGGAGAAUUGGUCACCAAUAGGCAGGUACUUAUCAACAAAUCCAUACCAAAGAUGUCUUCGGUACCGGGAAGUACAACCACUUCAAUGGAAUACAGGGAGCAGCCAGUGGCGUACAGGAAUGAUGAGCCGAGUUAUGUCGAGAAGGUUUUGAUAAGUACCAACGAGGAGGAUACCACUCUGCUGAAGGUGCUGCUCCGCCAGACUAGGAGGCCCGAAAUCGGGGACAAAUUCAGCUCGAGGCACGGGCAAAAAGGAGUCGUUGGUUUAGUUGUAGAACAGGAGGACAUGCCUUUCAAUGAAUAUGGUAUAUGUCCAGAUAUCAUCAUGAACCCCCAUGGAUAUCCUUCAAGAAUGACAGUUGGAAAGUUGAUAGAAUUAUUGGCGGGGAAAGCAGGACUAACUGAAGGAAAAUUUCAUUAUGGUACUGCCUUCGGUGGAUCCAAAGUAGAGGAUGUGAGCGAAGAAUUGGUGAAACACGGUUUCAACUAUCAAGGAAAAGAUUUUUUUUAUUCGGGUAUUACUGGAGAACCGUUGGAAGCUUAUAUCUACUCUGGACCAGUCUACUAUCAGAAACUGAAGCAUAUGGUUCAAGACAAAAUUCACGCUAGAGGUCGCGGUCCAAGAGCAGUUCUGACAAGACAACCGACAGAAGGUAGAAGUAGAGAUGGCGGUCUUCGUCUGGGGGAAAUGGAACGAGAUUGUUUGAUAGGUUAUGGCGCAAGUAUGAUGUUGGUGGAAAGAUUGAUGGUGUCCAGUGACCAGUGCGAAGUGGACGUUUGCAACAAAUGCGGCAGACUUGGCUAUUGCGGCUGGUGCAACAGUUGCAAGACUUCAGCCGAAGUUUCCAGUAUAACUAUGCCGUAUGCCUGUAAGUUGCUGCUGACUGAGCUGCAAGCCAUGAACAUCACUGCUCGACUGACGCUGAACCACUACUGCGAGUGAAAACGAGGAGGGAAGUGCCUUGAUGACAUUGGAAAAGUCGAAUUCAUCAAGGCACUUUGAGUACCAGGAGGUUUUUUGCUUGGAAGAUCGAUGGAGAAGGAGAAUAGUGGAGAAUUUGGAGAUGCUGGGAUUGAUCUGCCAUGGAUGUUAUGUCACACUGAACUGGGUUUUGAAGCAGUUUAUGAGGACUUGAACAGCUGUCCUCUGUAUUGUAU
Messenger RNA from Phaedon cochleariae (mustard beetle), 3662 nucleotides. The record is from the annotation of a GenBank genome assembly. NCBI's taxonomy places the organism in Eukaryota, Metazoa, Arthropoda, Insecta, Coleoptera, Chrysomelidae.